Molecule: messenger RNA, 603 nt
Organism: Pecten maximus
Lineage: Eukaryota; Metazoa; Mollusca; Bivalvia; Pectinida; Pectinidae
Exons: 5
Coding region: 30-593 (187 amino acids)
Source: RefSeq, a predicted model, not a curated record
UAGGUGGUAUUUACAAACAAAUCGGGAAAAUGGCUGCUCGCAUUCACCGCAUAGGGAAAAUAGGCGGUUUGCUUCGUCCGUCUUCCCGUGUCUUAUCCUGUUACAUUCCUAUAAUUCGUAGAUACUCAAAGGGAUUGAAUGGAAGCACAACCAGAAUAGGAUGUUCGUCAGGAUUCUGGGGAGACACGGCAGUUUCUGCCCCACAGCUUAUCUAUGGAGGGAAGAUCGACUACUUGGUAUCGGACUACCUGUCUGAAAUUACAAUGUCUUUGAUGACGGCUGCAAAAAAUAAAAAUCCUGAAAUGGGCUAUGCACCUGACUUUGUAUUGGCGUCCACUGCACCAUAUGUUAAAGAAAUCAAAAAGAGAGGUAUCCGUGUGAUAAGUAAUGCGGGAGGUACCAACCCUCAGGCGUGUGCGGCCGCCCUACGUGACAUCUGUAAGAAAGCCUCCGUUGAUCUAAACAUUGCUGUUGUCACGGGCGAUGACCUAAUGCCAAAGUGCUCCGAGAUGGAUGAACAAGGUUACAAAGAGAUGUUUUCUGGACAGAAGUUCCCUAGCACAGUCAACAGCAUGAAUGCCUAUCUGGGGUAAGAUAAAUCAC